UAGAGAAAUGAGAUCGAGAUAUGGUUCGUAUUUGUUAAUAUAUUUUGUAUGUGUAUAGCCCAGAGAAGAAAGGCGAGGGCGUAUCAGAGACUGAGCCAGUGGAAGGUGACGUACAAGGGAACGUACAAAUCAAGAUGGUGGUUAGCAACGGAAAGCGCGCAAGUGACAGAUCGUGGAAGCAAGUUUGGGGGGUACUAAAUGGCACCAAGCUGUAUCUGUACCGACACCACCCGAGCCAGAGUCCCGGCGCAGUGAGUGGUCCGGGCGGUGACGCACAGAGCGGCUCUAGGGACGCACUCGACGUUCGCUACUCCUUAGCAGCCCUGGCCGAUGAUUACACCAAGCGGAAACAUGUGGUGCGCGUCACAACCGCCGCCGGCGCAGAAUUACUGCUGCAGGCGGAAGGUGCAGCAGACGCACAGAGAUGGCUGGCGGCAUUGAGACGGCAUUCAGCGGAGCCUCCCCCCGCGGAGCCCGCGCCCGCACCCAACACCCCCGCGCCCCUCACGGUGCCCACCAACCAACAAACAGAGUGUCCAUCGCCAUUGCCGCCGCAACGCAGCAAGAAAAUCGGCAGGAACAGGUCGCCAACAGUGCCAACAAUUGCAGGUCCCCCCACGCCGACUCUUCCCUCGUCGCCGAAAAACAAAACGUGGAAGGGACGAAUGGCGAAGCAACUGAGAAGGAUGCACGGCGGGGCGAGCAGUGCUGCCCCCGCUGCCACAGGAUGGUUGGGCGCUCCUUUAGAACGGUGUCCAUCAGAUCCUGAACAUCCUUACGUACCGCGAGCGGUGACGCUGCCCGCACAUGCCGUUGAGGUUAGUAUUGAAAAUUAUAUAGCGUUGGAAAAAAAAAAUAUCUUUAACAACAUUCUAAUCUGCACCCAUUGCCAUGCGUCGUUGAAUUCCGGUCCACAGCCUCCUGUGCGAUCUUUAUUUGCUUGCCAAAGAUUGGAAAAACCCUGAGAGUUAUUUAGAAAAGAAUGUGUAAACCUUGUUAUAGCACUGAAAAUUAAAUUCAUUUUUUUUAAAUAGGUGUGCAUUGAAAAUAGUAAAACUAAAACAUCCUAUAUGUAUGGGCGUGAGUCACAAAUUUGACUUGUGCAAACUCUAAUCGGUUUCCAUACGUUGAUCAGGCGUACGGUUUGCGGACGGUGGGCGUGUACCGCGUGCCGGGUAACGCGGCGGGCGUGGCCGCGCUGGCUGCAGCGUUAGACCGCGGGGAGCCGCCGCCGGCGACGGACGCGCGCUGGGCGGAUGUACACGUCGCCUCUUCGCUGCUGAAGGCGUACCUGCGUCGGCUACCUGACCCACUACUCACUGCUGAACUAUACCCGGCGUUCAUCGCGGCUGACCGGUCGCCAGAAAGAGCGCGCGAGCUAAGGCGCCUUGUUCACGCGCUACCAGAAGCUCACUACGAAACACUCAAGUACCUGAUCCAGCACCUGCGCAAAGUGGUCGCACACUCCGCCUACAACAAGAUGGAGGCGCGGAACCUCGCUAUUGUGUUUGGGCCGACGCUAGUCCGCGCUGCGAGCGAUGAUAUGCUGGCAAUGGUCAACGACAUGUCCAGCCAGUGCCGCAUCAUAGAAUCAUUCUUAACUCAUUACGAUUGGUAUUUCGAGGAGGAAGAGGGCGAGCCUCCUGUGGACCCUCCUCCCACCGCGGAGGAACUGUCUCCAGCGCCGGCGCCCUCUCGCGACCUUCUCAUACACAAUGUUAAGAAAAUAGAAGGCAAGGACGUAUCGACGCGCGACAUAGUGUCAUCGAUAAUAUCGGCGGCGAAUCGCAAGAUCCAGCGCAAACCGCGCAAGGACAAGAAGUGGGAGGACAAGGCGGCCUCCCCCCCGCGCUCCCCUCCCGCCCACCUCACCACCGCGCUCGCGCACUACGACGGCCUGCCGCACGACGCGCUGCACAAAAUCGACAUCGAAAGUAUGACAGCGCUGAAUCGAGGUCGGCACGAAACCUUCACAAUAGACGGGGCCGGCGACCUCGUGUCCUCUCUGACGAGCACGUUCGACCAGAAGCUGCGGUCGCUGAACAACUCGUCGCCGCUCGACGACGGCAGCAUCCCGUACGCGGACGAGGGCCAGGACGAGAACGACGACGGCAAGUCCAGCACCUCCCCCUCCUCGGGCAGCGACCGCGCCUCCCCCGCCUCCCCGCCGUCGCCCGCCGCGCGCGCCAGCGAGCUCAAGGCGGCGUGGCUCGCGCGCGACCUCCGGAACUCCUCCUCCAGCAGCGACGAGCCCGACCGCGCGUGGCCGCGCCGCUGUCUCCCCGCCGACGACGCCGACGACUCCGAGAAGGAGAACUGCUCGCGGCCCGCCCCGCCCGCCGCGCCCCGCCCGCGCUCGCCCUCCGCCGGGGCCGCGGACGCCCGCGACCGCGACGAGCCCGACGCGGACCUCGACCGCGCCAAGCCGAAGCGCACGGAGUCGCUCAACAGGGACCCCGCGCGGCCCGACGCGCGCGUCCUCCGCUCCGAGAGCCUCAACUGCCGGCCGCGGCCGGAGCCCGAGCGCGAGUGGGCGGCGGCCGCGUUCCGCCGGCGCGACGUCGCCGCCUGGCGCUCGACCAAGCUGAAGAGGAAGAACGGCAUGCCGGAGCGCGGCAUCAAGCGGCGGCACACGGUCGGCGGCACCAAGGACUUCGACAAGGACGGCUGGAGCGCGCGCCACACGCGCACCUCCUCCCCGGACCUGACGGCGGACGGCGUGUGGCCCGCGCCGCUGGUGCCGCCGCCGCGCCCGCCCCUCGAGUCCCACGUGUGACCCGCCCCCGCCCCCGCCCGCGCCCCCGCCCCCGCCCCCGCCCCCGCGCACUCGCUCUGAGCGCGCCCGAACCGGUGCAGAUUCGGUGGUGCUUUGAAACUGACGAGCGCCGGUCUAGAAGUCCGAUCGAGCCGCGAACGCGUCGGUCCCCGACUCCUUCGCCUGACUUCGACGAUUCGAGGGGAUUCCCCGUCGGGUGUCGAAACGAUCCUGCGGUUCGAAGCUUUCGACUAGAGAGAGGCUAUUAAUUUUGAUUUGACUCAAUCGACUGAAUAGAUUAGGUCCCGAGUAAACUCGACUAUACCCGUUGCCGGUGAACGACGAUCCUCUAGUUUGAGUCGGCAGUGAACAGUGUGAAUUUUAAAUUCCGCCGGCCUUCAAACCGUUCCCGUUUAACGAAAACUAGGUUAAUGUUAUUAUGAUAAUAUACGGAACGAAAGAGAUUCAUGACUCGCUAUGUAAACAGUGCAAUACGAUGAAGAGAUGCAGUAGAGAUUUGUCGGUGGAAGAGUAAACGAAAUUAGCUCACUAUUUAUAAUGCCAAAGAAUGAUAAAGUUGGUGACUUGAGUCGUGCGUGUCAGGAUUACAGACAUGGUGGUGAAAGGAAUGCGAGGCUCACGCUGUCCCACAUCAACGAAGCGACCGUAUCGAGGAAGUGAACACAGACUUGAAAUAAUAGCAGAGUAUUUUAAUGUGUACAUAAUAAAACUACCAAUAUCGUUAGAGCGUCCCGCGAUCUACAUUUUAUUUGUAGAGCGACUCCCUUUGUAGGUGCUGAACUACUAUUUACGGAGUCUCCGUGGGAUAGAAAUAUGAGUGCAAAAUUAAAUGCAUAAUAUAACAUGUAGAUAAAAUUAGUGCUACUAGAUUAUAGUUAGUACAGAUGAUAAAAUUUUAUUGGAUUUUCGUCAUUAUGCGAAUAUUUAAUUAAUAAGUACCUACAAAGGUAUAGAAAUAUGACCACACUCUUAUAACACCACUUAAAUUUAAGUAAUGUUUAGAUAUAAAUGUUAGGUAGACCUUCAUAGAAAUUUCAUAAUAGACUAUUGAUUAAUAAAAUAUUAUGAUGAAAGCGUACAUCACCUACUUGCCUUUACAAUAGUGGUAGCCGAUUUGAAUUCUAUGCACAAUUUUCAAUUAAUUUCAUAGAAUAACUGAAUAUUUUAACGUAUUACGAAGUUACCUGUAAUAUUUCAUCGUUAUUAAAAGUCUUGAAUGCUAUAACUAUAAUUAAUAGAUUUUUCGCUAAUUAGUUAAAUAGAUAACAAUGAAAGGCCGCUAUUUUAUAUGUGAAGGCUUUGAUUUAACAAAAUUAUUAUUGUAAAUAUUAAAUGCAAUUAUUAUAAACAUAAUAUAACGUUAUAUCGUAUUCGCUAUUACUUCAAUAUGUUUAUCCAAUAGCGUUUUAACUAAAACUAAUUGACGUAACACUACACAGUGAUAAUUUUAAAGUGAUCCCUUAGCUUUGUAAAAAUGUACAAUUCUUUUAUGGUUAAUUUAUAUUAAAUUUGUUAUCGUAGCUUUGUUGAAUGCAAUUAUUUUUUAUUGUUUUGUUUAUGUAUCAAAGAGAAGUAUUUUAGGCUAAAUUUUGAUUGUUAUUUAUUUUCGGAUGAUGUAAAAAUAUGCGAUUCGGCACAACUUCCUUUUUUUUUAAAAAAAAUACGCAACUAAAUACAUUUGUAAAUAUUUUUUUUCAUAAAUGAUAUUCGACUUCUUUAACUUUUUUUAAAAUUUUAUACUUACCAUCUUUACAUUAAGACGAUCUCAAGUUUGUUGAAUGUUUGCAAAGCGUUCCUUUUAAAGUUUUAUUUGUAAAUAUUAUCAUUUAAUGUAGGAACAGUGAAUUUACUAAUUUUACUGAAUAUUGUAAGUAGAAGGUAGGUGUCAUUAGCGCUAGCGGAUAAGCCUCCGCUUAAAUAAACCCGUUUAUAAAAGACAUGAUGCUCCAAGAGAGAGCUCGCUCGAGUGUCUGCUUACAAGUGAUUUGUAUUCAAGUCUUAUUAAUUUUCUUCGUGUAAUCAGCUAUGAAAUUCAAAUAAUCAUCUGUUAAAGACAUUAUGCAAAUGCGGUAUGAUCUACAUUUACAAUAUACUUGUCAUUGUGUAUAUUUUGGAGCAACGGAAAUAAAAUAUUGAUUCAAUU
Messenger RNA from Diatraea saccharalis (sugarcane borer), 4919 nucleotides. The record is from the annotation of a GenBank genome assembly. Lineage: Eukaryota; Metazoa; Arthropoda; Insecta; Lepidoptera; Crambidae.